AUGUCUCUAGCUGAAGAACUCCUCGCUGAUCGGGAUUUUGCAAGUAGCAAUGAGGUGGAGGAACCCGGGUUGUCUGAUGAAUUAAUGCGUGAUCUUGAGGAUAUAGAAGAGCUAGAAGAAGAGAUGAUGGAGGAAGUCGAAGUUUCCGAAGAAAACCUACCUAUACCUGAAAUGUCACACAUGAAAGAUGUCAAAAAAGUGGCAAAGCUAAUGAGCUCCAAACAAAUGAAGGAUGUUUUAACUAAAAUCGAUGAACUUCGUAACCAAGAGCGUUCUCAAACUCAGAUAAUGGGCCCUGUAGAAGAAGAUCCAGAAUACAAGCUUAUUGUGCAGGCGAAUAAUCUUACUGUAGAUAUUGAUAAUGAAAUUCUAAUAGUGCAUAAAUUUAUCAGGGACCACUACGCAAAAAAGUUUCCCGAAUUAGAAUCAUUAGUUCUCAAUCCCUUGGACUACACGAGAGCUGUGAAAGCUAUUGGAAAUGAAACGGAUCUGACUAAAGUCGAUUUGAGAUCUAUUCUUCCGUCGGCGACGAUAAUGGUGGUUACAGUCACUGGGUCCACCUCCCUUGGGCAAAAACUUUCUGAAGAGGAAGCUGCUAUUGUGGAUGAUGCUUGUGAAAUGGCGUUUGGAUUAGAUCUUGCGAAACGAAAGAUUUUGGAAUAUGUUGAAUCUCGUAUGACACUGAUUGCUCCAAAUCUUUCUGCUAUCGUGGGCAGCACAACAGCCGCCAAAAUAUUGGGACAAGCAGGUGGUUUAAUGGCACUUUGCAAAAUGCCCGCCUGUAAUGUUAUGCUUAUUGGCAUCCAGAAAAAAACUAGUACUGGGUUUUCAACUGCGACUUCGCCAAAACACACUGGAUAUCUCUUCCAAUCUGAAGUUAUUCAAAGGACACCACCAGAUUUACGAUUUAAAGCUCAAAAAAUAGUUGCAGCAAAAUGCACUUUAGCGGCAAGAAUGGAUCGAAUGCAUGAUUCACCAGAUGGUUCAUAUGGACGAAAAUUGCGAGAAGAAAUUGAUAAAAAGCUCGAAAAAUUACAAGAACCACCGCCCACUAAAACCAUCAAACCACUACCUGUUCCCGAUGAAGGCCCUAAAAAACGAAGAGCUGGAAAAAAAGUGCGACGAGCUAAAGAUGCUUAUGCGGUAACAGAACUUCGAAAAGCCCAAAAUAGAAUGGCAUUCGGAGUCGCGGAGGAUGAAACUGGUUCAUUUGACAGGACAAAAGGAUUAGGAUUGAUUGGAAAGAACUCGGGGAAAAUCCGUGCAGCUGUGGUCGAUCAAAGAGUCAAACCUAAGGCUCCACGACGAGCUCAAUUGAUGGGCGGUUCUUCAGGUGCUACUUCGGGAUUAUCCUCGUCUUUGGCUUUCACACCCGUUCAAGGCAUUGAAUUAAUUAACCCAGAAGAGUCCCAAAGAAAAGCUAAAGAAUUAAAUGAUCGAUACUUUACCGGUGGUGCUUUCUUAAGAGUGGGAAAGCCUAAGCAACCUUCUCCGCUUUCUCAAGGGCAACAGAAGCCAACACCUCUAUGA
Messenger RNA from Ambispora gerdemannii, 1530 nucleotides. The record is from the annotation of a GenBank genome assembly. NCBI's taxonomy places the organism in Eukaryota, Fungi, Glomeromycota, Glomeromycetes, Archaeosporales, Ambisporaceae.